GGCUCCUACUCUGGUCUAUACAUCAUUGCAUUUUGAUCAGGGCAGCUAGGGAUAUUCAACAGACCUGGUUAAAUGUCUCAGGAACUUAAUCAAGUCUAAAUUCCAAUCUAACUAAAAUUUUCUGUCCUGAAUGCGAUGCGAGAAUAUUAAUUAUUUAGGUUAAUUAGCUCGCCAAGUCGUACACGUGCGUGUGACUACGCGUAAAAUGUUUUGUAAAGCAUUAGCAUUUAGGAUAAAGUGUAAAAUUUUAAUUAGUUAUUAAUUAAGCAUAAUAAAGGAACAAUGCUUUCUCAAAGUCAAAAUGCACAGACGUGUGUUGUUUGUGGUGGCAACAAUUUUUUCAAGGAGGAUGGAUACUUUUUUUGUAGCAAAUGUCAAACUCAGAAUGAAGAAAUAAGAGAAGAAAUACACGAUACCAAAUAUGACCCUACAACCAGACUCCGAAAAACUAGAGUCAAAAAUAAAAAGUUAAACGAUAAUAAUGAUGUUAUUGGCUGGACAAGUUGGGAACUGUAUAAUCUUGUACUUAUUGGAUUAAUUAAUGAGUUAAUAGAAAUUGGUGCAGAUCCUAAAAUAAAAUUAACAGUUUUACAAUUAUGGACAUAUUAUUUAUCAAAAUUAGAAGUAUCAUUUACUUCUAAAACUAAAAAAUGUAUACCUAGGAUGGCUCGAAGGUUUCAUAAAAAGGAUGCUGAUAUAAUUUAUGGUAAAAUUCAGCAGAGAAAAAGGAAACGUAAACAAAAUAAAAGCAACACCAGUGCAUCUUCAAUGAAUUCUAUUUUUAAAAGUGAUGGAAGUACGUCAGUGAGAGAAUUAAAUAAAAAUAAGAAAUUAUUAGCAGCUGCAGAGUAUGAUAAUUAUGUACAAAGCCAAGCUAGUUCAGAUAAUGAUGGAAUGAGUUCCUUAAAUCAAAGUUUGAUGAGCCUCAAAUCAAGUAUUAGCCAAUCUUCUAGUACAGCUAUUAGAAUAAAAUAUACCAAGAAAGCUAAAUCUGAGGCAAAGAAAAUCAAAGUAUUAUCAAUGAAACUACCUCGCCAAAAAAGAAUGGAGUAUAGAAGGACUCAUGUCACUACACAGUAUGCCAUAGGACCAGACAUUAUCACUCCAAUGAAACUAUGGUCUAUGAUUUACUUAGCCCUACGAAUAAACUGUCAGGAAAUUCAUCUUGCUGAUAUGUUAAGAUUUAGUAAAGAAGGUCAUCUUUCAUAUUACAAACUAGAUCAUUUGUUACCACCAGAAGUUGCACUCACUAAAACUGAUGUACAUCUUUUAACACAAAAUAGUGAUAUAACACAUAAGGGUAUGCGUAGAACUAUCGCCAGUUUGGCUAAAUUUUUGAAUGUCAAAGAAUUUCCCACACCUAAUUUGUUGGGUUUGAUUGAAAGAUAUUGUGAAGACUUAACAUUGCCAAAAGGUAUUAUGUUAUAUGUUACAAGAGUAUUUUUAUCUUCUCCAAGUCAGAUGAGGUUCACACACAAAUCUUCAUUAUUUCCAAAUUAUGAAGGCAGAGCAAUGGCUUACAUCAUAGUGGUAUUGAAAGUUCUGUUUGGUUUGGAUGACAUUACAGAAAAAGAAAUUAGCCAUGUAACUGAUAAAAUAAACAGGGUGGCGAAUGAAAAAGAAAUAUUGACUUCAAGGCUAUUUAGUUUUUGUGAAUGGCAAAAUUACAUUGAAUGUCGAAAAACUGUUCUAGUCAAUCUGCAUUAUCCAUCAAAGAUAAAAUAUGAUCCAGAGCGUGUAGGAACAUCCCACUUAUACCUCAGGUUUAUGGGAUUAAUGAAGUCAAAAAGAGAUGCUGAGCCUCCUGAAAUUUUAAAUUUCAAGCACGUUUUGCCACAAAGCCUUGUUGAUGCAUUUUAUCAGAGUAUGGAUAAACUUAAUGAUACUACAAUACCAUUAAGAGAAAUGGAAGUAUUUGCUCCUUCUUUCACACCACUGCGAUCUUACAUUGCUCAAUUAUUAGAUAAUCCACAUUAUGAUAUACCAAGAAUUUUAAGGAUUAACUUUCAAGAGACAAAAGUUGGUUUUAUGACAAAGCCAUAUAUGUUGACUGAAUUGGCUUCACAAUGUGGUAUAGAACUUAAUAUUGUUGAUAGAAGUUUACAGUAUUUGGAAAAAAUUGUUCCUCCUUUUGAACAACCAAGAAUGCCAAGUUUGAAGACAUUGAGUGAGCUGGUAGAAGUAGAAAAUUCCAGCUUAAAUAUAGAAACUAAGCUACCAAAAAGUGAAAGUUUGUUAGAUUAUAGUCAUAAAACUCGUCCAUGUAAAAUGAAAAUAAAUUUUGAAAAUUUAAAACAACUCAAUACAGUGAGGCAUAAAGUACCUGAACUUGAUGAAACAUUUAAUUUAGAAGAGGAUAGUGGUUUUGAUCAAAUUUUACCAGAUGGAAGGCUGAAAAUUUUUGAAAACAGCGAUUCAGAUAAUGAAGUUAGUGAAGUUGAAUUAGAAGCACAUGAAUUUAACUGGACUGAUACUAGUUGUUUGCUGAAGCCAGAGUUUUCCGUGAAGUAUAAUAUUAAAUUGUAUAAUCAUGAAAUAGAUUCAAUAUUAAAUGCUAAAACCAUUUUGAAAGACAAGUACAUUCCAGUAAGAGACAAGACAGGUAAAUUUGUAAAAGUUGCAUCUAGAAAUUUAAGGAGGAACCAAAAGAGUUUUUCAAAGACAGAAACUGAACAAGCAGAAGAAUCAAGCGAAGAUGAAAACAAAGUGCCUAAACGUCGCGCUAAAAGAAAAAAAUCCAAAGAUAUCAGUCAAAAUAUUGUUGAAGAUGAUUUAACACAAAAUCCUAUUGAUUGUUUAGAUUUAGCUGACUCAGAUAUUUCAAUUUUACAAGAUGAUAACUAUGAAAAUAAAAAUCUAGAAAAUGCGCCGAUGAACGAUACUGAAACGCUUUUCAGACCAUAUAAAAACUAUUGGAUGUAUCAUGGCAUUUUUAGUAGGGUUAAGAAUAAAAAUUUUGAACUAUUUGAAAGAGAGUUACCAGAGAACUUUUUAUGGCUUUUAAAUGAGUGUGCUAGUAUUGUUGAAAUGACGACUGAAGAUUUAUACGAGGAAGUCUGUUUAAUUGAAGCCUACCAUUUCAAUAUACUAAAGUCAAAAGAAUCUAAAGACGAUAUAGAUUAUGAAUUUUAUGACUGCAAGUCGAAAUCAUACUCAAACAAUAUUCUAAACAAAUGGUGAUAAUGUGAUUCAUAUAUUUUCUUUUGUAAUACUUAAGUAUUCAAUGUGAGAAAGUGUACAAAGCCUAUUUUUAUUUU
This is a messenger RNA of Phymastichus coffea, 3257 nucleotides long. RefSeq names its product TATA box-binding protein-associated factor RNA polymerase I subunit B (gene TAF1B). The record is from RefSeq and is a predicted model, not a curated record. Gene Ontology annotation, cellular component: RNA polymerase I core factor complex; RNA polymerase transcription factor SL1 complex. The transcript is spliced from 10 exons. Gene Ontology annotation, molecular function: RNA polymerase I core promoter sequence-specific DNA binding. The coding region runs from base 283 to 3180 and encodes 965 amino acids. NCBI's taxonomy places the organism in Eukaryota, Metazoa, Arthropoda, Insecta, Hymenoptera, Eulophidae. Gene Ontology annotation, biological process: nucleolar large rRNA transcription by RNA polymerase I; RNA polymerase I preinitiation complex assembly.